Messenger RNA from Helianthus annuus (common sunflower), 734 nucleotides. RefSeq names its product wound-induced protein 1. The coding region runs from base 240 to 563 and encodes 107 amino acids. The transcript has a single exon. The record is from RefSeq and is a predicted model, not a curated record. NCBI's taxonomy places the organism in Eukaryota, Viridiplantae, Streptophyta, Magnoliopsida, Asterales, Asteraceae.
AUAAAAAACCCCAUCCCCUAUAUCCUUUUCAUCAUCCCCAUUCUCCGACCACCAAUUCUCCGACCACUGAAUCAGAACUGGCCAACCUUAAAGACCAACCUCUGGAGUCGGCAUCCGGCAACGGGAGCGUGGUGCUCUCCCUCUACCACGCGCUAACCUCACGGGACGUUCAACUCGUCACCAAACUCCUAGCCCCUGACCUCGAGUGGUGGUUCCAUGGCCCCCCGUCCCACCAGUUUAUGAUGCGAUUACUCACCGGAACUGAUACCGUCACCGACUCUUUUGAAUUCGAGCCUCGGUCCAUUGACGCCUUUGGAUCUACUGUCAUCGUUGAAGGCUGCGAUCAGUCACGUGAUAUCUCCUGGAUUCACGCCUGGACUGUUGACUCGCAUGGGAUAAUUACGCAAGUUAGGGAGUAUUUUAAUACUUCGCUUACUGUUACUCACUUUGGUAGCUCCAAUAAACCGGUUUCUGUUACUGGGUUGCAUUGUCCUUCGGUUUGGGAGAGUAGUUUGUCGAAUCGGGUUGGAAAGUCUGUUCCUGGAUUGGUUCUGGCUAUAUAACUGGAGCUAAGUUGGAUGUAUGUAUGCAUCUGGUUUGUGUGGUUUUGGAAGUAGUUUUAGUUAUCCGUUAUGAGGAUUGUAUCCUGUUUGUGGUUAAGUUAUCUUGUUGAUGUAAAAUCGUACCUUUGUUCUAUUGAUGAAGCUUUAACAAUCUGUAGGAACAAUAUUUUA